AUGACUUGGCUCUUCUUUGCGUAUCCAGUGCUUGUGCUAGCUCUGAUGGGCGUCGCCAUCUACGAACACAUCAAUAGUGUUACCCUUUCUCUCCCACUUUCCCCAGUUCUGACCUUCCUGAGCAUCCUGCUCCCCAUAUUCGCUGCCGCAAAUGCAUAUGCCCUCCCCUACCUGCUCCGUGCGACAUCGCGCUCCUCGAAUCGGCUAUGGGUUAACCUGGCACACCCCGCCGUCACCCAAGGCCUACAAGGCAUCCUGGCCGUCGUCUUCGCCACGCUGUACACCACCUACAUUGUGCCGGGCGCAUCUCGGGACUGCAGCCUGUCGACCAUCUGGCAGCGGCUUUUCCGCGCCAAGGAUGCCCAGUCCAUCAAGGCCAUCCAGGACGCCUUCGAGUGCUGUGGCUUCCGUACUGUCAAGGAUAUGUCGUGGCCCUUCCCCCCUGCUGAGAUUGCGUGCGCACAGCUUUUCAACAGGGACUCUUCAUGCCAGGGCCCCUGGACAGGCGCACUGCAGCGCAGCGCCGGCGUCGAGCUAGGUAUCGUCGUCGUGGUUGCGAUACUUCAGGUUGUGAGCUUGGUCUUCCCGCAACAGUUCGCAGGGCGAUUUCAUGAGUUCUCCUGGCGCCGUUUCUUUGGUGGGCGCAGGCGGAAUGGCUCUGAAUCCGGCGCCUCCUCCAAUCGGCCCCUGCUAACUGACCGCGAUACAUCGGCCGAAGAGGUCGACGAGGAGGUGGGCAAUGCGCCGCAGACGAAUGGUUAUCGAUAUGGAGCUCUCGAUGAGCGGAAUGGAGAUGGACCGAGGAUCGAGCCGUCUGGCCUGCGUCAGGACGGGAACGAGUGGCGAGAUGCGUGA
This is a messenger RNA of Diaporthe amygdali, 855 nucleotides long. RefSeq names its product tetraspanin. The record is from RefSeq and is a predicted model, not a curated record. Lineage: Eukaryota; Fungi; Ascomycota; Sordariomycetes; Diaporthales; Diaporthaceae. The transcript is spliced from 3 exons. Bases 1 to 855 code for a protein of 284 amino acids.